This is a messenger RNA of Pan troglodytes (chimpanzee), 1080 nucleotides long. RefSeq names its product ESX-1 secretion-associated protein EspI-like. The record is from RefSeq and is a predicted model, not a curated record. Bases 1 to 1080 code for a protein of 359 amino acids. Lineage: Eukaryota; Metazoa; Chordata; Mammalia; Primates; Hominidae. The transcript has 2 exons.
AUGGCCCCACGAUUCCAGGAGACGAAGGAGAAAUCGGAGACACCCACCAGACUUUGUAAGAAAACUUCUAAUGACUGUGCCAGUCAUGUCCGCCGCCCCCACCCCCAGCACAGGUCGCAGCGCCCGGCAUCCUCCCACGCUUCCCUCCUGCCCUGCUCGCCGCCGGCCCCCGGCCCCCGGCCUCCUCCCGCUCGGCAGUGGCUAGCAGCGGGGGAAGUCCCGCCUGCGGCUCCCAGACCCCAGCCCUUUGCAGCCUCUCUGAGUGCCCCAUCGCCCCCUCUGAGCUCUCCCGUCGCCCUCCCGCCAACCCUACUCGGUUUUGCUGCCUUCUAUCCCUCCACCCCCAGCAACGCCCAGCUCCCAAGCCUCUUCGCCGGCCCGCCCUGCGACCCCCAGUUCCCCGCUUACGGACCUUGGGAUCUCCGCUGCCGCCGCCGUCGCUGCCACCGCCUGCUGUGCCCGACCCGCCGCUUGCCUCUCUCUGCCGUUCGCCCUGGGACGGGCGGACGGAGCUCGGCUCCGGCGGGCUCAGACCUCCCUGCUCGAUUCUCGGGCGCGGGGGUCUGUGCUCCGCCGCCCAGGAUCUGCCCGGGAGCCGCCCUGGAGCCCCAGGGCCGCGGCGAGCGGGGUCUUGGCCCGGCUAGGGAGAGGCCACUGCGUUGCGCUCUGGUAAGCGCCGCCGCGGCCGCCGCGAACUUAACUUUCACAGAGCAGGUCGCAGCCCCGCUGCUCCCUCCGCGUCAGUUCGGUCCGCGCUGCCUCAGCGCGGCCGCCCUUGCGGCGUCCGGCUCUGCUUGCUGUCCCCGGGCGAAUCGCCUGACUCUCCCGCUCGGGUGCCGGCUCCCUCCGCAUCAGGCCCCGACGGGACAGGGAUCCUCGGGCUGCCGCGCACCACGGGAACGCUUUGUACUUGGAUGCCCAAAGCUAAUUCUCUGUGCUCUCUCGGCCUUGAGAACCUCCACGUUUAGAGGGCCGGGGCAGAAUACUACCACCCCCAGGCUUGCGGGGAAUUUGGGAGCAGGGAUGUUCAAUAUGAGGGCAUUGUCCAUAGAUUCUCUAUUCGGGGCGCUCAAAAACUAA